GAUCCGCCGAGAACGUGACGACGUGCAUGCAAAGUAUUAUAUUAUACAAAUAGUGUGCGUAACAAGUAAUGGCCUACUGACAGGAACGAUUCUUAUUUAAUACGAAGAUGUGCAGAUUAUCCAUCAAUUCCUUCAUCGCCAGCUGGCUAUUAUUCUGUUUGAUCAAUCCGCUUUGCAGUGAAGCUGAGAAGUCGUAUCGGUUUCCUUAUGAGGCCAACGAUCCCGCGUACCACCAAUUUCAGCCGUUACAAUCCGAAGCUGCAUCCAUCGAAGAACGGCACCGAGCUAACAACCCGGAACUUCUCGAGAAAUCACAUUACAACCUUUAUCAUCAUAAUUAUCAACCUAAUGCUGUGCACUCUAGGAUAUCUUCAAAGAAUAUCUAUCCUGCUGUUCAUGUGAAGUCAAACGUUGCAAAAGCUAUACCAGAAUAUCAGGUGGAAAAAGAGUACAAAUCACGUUAUGGACUUUUAGGAUCUCAAUAUGUUAAAAAUCAGCGGAUUCUUAAAAAGGAAAGCGACAUACGAUUCCCGCAACAGGACGAGGAAGUUCAAAGAAGAGAUGAAGAAAUAACAAAGAAAAUGAAUGCGUUAGACAAAUAUUUGUCCGAAGAUAAUGAUGACAAUAACGUCGAAUCGAAGAACACUAUUGAAGAAAGAAGCAUCGUAGAGACGAAUAUUCCUGAAGAGACGAAGAGGGUUGUUAGACAAGUUCGCAGACAACGGCCAGGAUUUUUUUGGACUUUAGCGAGACUUGCUUUUGAGACCUUCAACGACACGCGAUCGGCAAUUCAACAAAUUAGCAAUAUUAUUAAUGAAAAUUUCGAACCGGACACUAGCACGCGACAGCCAGUCACCAGUAAUUCAUUUAUGGUCACCAGUGCAACAGUCGCGUCAUCGAAUGACCAGAGCAAUAUGUCAAGUAACAUGGCGGGUGUUAACGUAACGACGAUGACGACAACGUCAACUACACAAGCACCUUUCAAGCUCACACGAAAUUCAUUACAGAAUUUAAUUAGAAGAAACUUGCGCGGAUUAGUGAGACUUUUCAAUAUCGAAUGGCAGGAUGCCCUGAAUCAAUCAGAGGCAAAUGUGAGAGAAUUUCAGAAGAACCUCGGGAAUCAAGUAGGCAGCUUUCUACAAGAUAAUCCGGAUGCUUUUUAAAUGUUACAGAAUCAACAUUACGCAAAAAGAAGUUAAAUAAGUGGUAAAAUAGACAUAAAAACCAAAACUUUUUCAACUACAUGUAGUGACACACGUGCGGCAAACAGUUUCAUAAUUUAGCCAAAGAAUAUUGUUGUCACUGGAGAGAUAAUAUUUAAAUUUAUAAUAAUAUUUAUACUUUGUUGAUGAAAUACAAGAUAUUUAUAAUUCAAUUUAUAAUUCCAUUUGUGAAUAGAAGAAAUAGAUGUAAGAUGUUUUUAUUAAAUUUUAUGACAUUUUAUUAUUAUUUAAAUGUGCAAAAUUUAAUUUAAUUUAGAUAUAAGUAAGAAAUGCAUGUACAGUAUAUGAUGUACAUUAUCUUCUGCUACGUUCUUGUUCAAAUUAAAUGAAUUAUCGACGAU
Molecule: messenger RNA, 1564 nt
Organism: Ooceraea biroi (clonal raider ant)
Lineage: Eukaryota; Metazoa; Arthropoda; Insecta; Hymenoptera; Formicidae
Source: RefSeq, a predicted model, not a curated record